Jaculus jaculus (lesser Egyptian jerboa) is the source of this 2964-nucleotide messenger RNA. RefSeq names its product poly(ADP-ribose) polymerase family member 9 (gene Parp9). Gene Ontology annotation, biological process: positive regulation of type II interferon-mediated signaling pathway; negative regulation of gene expression. Lineage: Eukaryota; Metazoa; Chordata; Mammalia; Rodentia; Dipodidae. Gene Ontology annotation, molecular function: NAD+ poly-ADP-ribosyltransferase activity; ubiquitin-like protein ligase binding; transcription corepressor activity. Gene Ontology annotation, cellular component: cytoplasm; nucleus. The record is from RefSeq and is a predicted model, not a curated record. The coding region runs from base 221 to 2686 and encodes 821 amino acids. The transcript is spliced from 11 exons.
CGCUGGGCUCGGACGAAGGCGCAGACUCGCCUCCGCCAAGUUUCAGUUUCGAUUCCCCGGGAAGAUCCCUCCCUGUUCCCCGCACAGCCACCGCCCCCCUCCUCCUCCUCCUCCGCGCUUUGCAAGCAGCCUGUGGCGCUCUCUGCGGAAAUAAACGCCAGUGCAUCCAGGAGCUACUGUCUUCAGGUGAACGCUGAAAGACCCACCAAGGACCUGAAGGAUGGCCUAUUCCAUGGGCGUCGGAGCGGCAGCUUCCAGCAAAAGAGCAGACAGCGCCUCUUUGGAAAAAAACUAUUGUUGGCAAAUUCCCAUUAGUCACAGUGACUUCGACAUUUUUAAAAGUCACGAGAGUCAGCUGUGUGAAGUCCUCCAGAGUAAGUUCGGCUGCAUCUCCACGCUGAGCCACCCCGCUCUGGAGACACGAAACAGCUCUUCUCUCGCUCACCCAGUUUUCAAAAAGAGACUGAGCCCCGAGCUCGAGUUAUCGGUCUGGCACGAUGACCUCACCAAGCAUGCUGUCGACGCCGUGGUAAACGCAGCCAACGAACAGCUCCAGCACAGAGGAGGCCUGGCUGGGGCCCUGGUGAGAGCUGGUGGCCAGGAAAUCCAAGAGGAGAGCAGAAGUCUGAUCGAGACAUUUGGCAAAGUCGCAACUGGUCAGGUAGCUGUGACCAAGGCAGGGGCGCUUCCUUGCAAUGUGAUUAUCCACGCCGUUGGGCCCCAGUGGGUGAUAAUGGGAAGACAGAGAUCCAUAGAGCUGCUGCGCCUUGCUAUCAAGAAUGUUCUAGACUGUGUCAACUAUAAACAUAAGGGCAUUAAGACCAUAGCGAUUCCGGCCCUGAGCUCUGGAAUUUUUCAGUUUCCUCUGGAUUUGUGUACAAAAAUCAUUUUAGAAACGAUUUGUGCUUAUUUCCAAAACAAUCCAGUAGCCGGUAAUUUGAGAGAAAUUCACCUGGUGAGCAAUGAGGCUCUCACUGUCGCUUCCUUUGAAACUGCUUCAAAAGCCAUCCUAGGACCCAGUGAGUUGGGCCCUAGGAAGAAUCAAACCACCCUUCAGCUUGCCCAGGGCCUGACUCUCCACGUCGUUCAAGGCCACAUUGAACUACAAAAAACAGAUGUAAUUGUUAAUUCUGUAAACACCUUUGAUCUUACAAGUGGACCUAUUACCAAGUCAAUUUUACAACAAGCAGGAGAAGAAAUGAAAUGGGAAUUUGAUGAUAUCAAGGCUAAAUUGACCUCCAAUUCUCAGCUGGUACUGGUCACAAAAGGAUUUAAAUUGCUCUGUCGCUAUGUUUACCACGUACUAUGGCAACCAACAAUGAUGACUACGUAUCAGAUAUUGAAAGAUGCAAUGAAAAUAUGUUUGAAAAAAUGCCUGAUAUCAGAUAUAAGCUCCAUCUCCUUUCCUACCCUUGGCACUGGAGGGAUGGGCAUGAAUAAGAAAACAGCAGCGCAGAUCAUGUUUAAUGAAGUUUUGACAUUUGCCACAGUGUACCUGGCAAAACCCCUCACUGUAAACUUCGUGAUCUUUCCAGAAGAUACGGAAACAUAUGAGGUUUUCUGUGCUGAAAUGGCAGGGUGCUCCAAGAUGAUGAACAUCAACAGUCACGCUGUCUCGCAGUGGACCACAGAGGAGCAAAGAAGAAACGGGCAUGAAGCUGGCUCUCCUGCCAUCAACCUCAUGGGAUACAGUAUGGAAGAUAUGAGUGAAGCCAAAGCCUGGAUUCAAAAGUUACUGACCUCUCAGGAGCAACACGUCAUUGAAAACAAUCAUAUUCUCUACCUUGGGAAAAAGGAACAUGACAUUUUAUCUCAGCUCCAGAAAACCUCAAGUGUCGCCAUUUCAGAGAUUGUUAGUCCUGGAAAGGCAGCUUUAGAAAUUAAAGGAGCUCAUGCUAACCUCAUUGAAGCAGUCCUGAAUAUUGAACGUAUGCUGUCUGUCAUUCAGGAAGAAGUGGCAAAGAAAAGAGAGAGAAGUCUUUGGAGCUUGUCAGAAAAAUGGACUGAUUGGAAGCCAAAAUACCAGGAAGAAAUGAAGGAAACUAUCACCUUUCUACGAUACCCAGCACCUCCAAUGCCAGAACUUCAGGACAGAAAGAAACAGUUUGAAGAGUGUGGUUUGCAUGUUAUAAAGGUGGAGCAGAUCGACAAUGCAGUUCUCAUGGACGCCUUUCAAAAGAAGAAGGAAAUAAUGGAAAGGAGAACGCUGAAGGGCUGUGACAGUCACAGACUGUUUCAGCUUGUCCCCCACCAGUUCUGCAAUGUGGUGUGUAGAGUUGGGUUUCACAGACUCUACUCGGUGCCCGGUGAUUCAAAAUAUGGAGCCGGUAUAGAGUUCACCAAGAAACUCAAAACUCUAGCAGGCAAGAUCAAGAAACUUUCUAACACAGAUAAUCUCAUCUAUGUGUUUGAGGCUGAAGUUCUUAUCGGCUCUUUCUGUCAGGGUCAUACCCAACAUAUUGUUCCUCCUCCACUGAGUCCCGGUGCCAUAGAUGCUCACGACAGCGUGGUUGACAGUGUCUCCAGCCCUGAAAUCGUUGUCAUUUUUAAUGGCAUACAAGCUGUACCCCGGUAUUUGUGGACUUGCACUCAGGAUCCUUUGUGGUCACAGGGUUACUCAUCAGCACUAAUGUUCUCCUCAUGGCGGCCCUGGGGGGAAUUCUCAAACGGCAGCUCUGUUGAUUAAUCACAUAUAUUUAACAAGUGGCAUAGUUUUGAUUUGGGUGAACUGACAAGAGAAUGACCAUCAGUGACUCCUAGAGUGGCUUCACUGUUUCAGAUGGUUAUCUGUUCUGAAUAACAGAUUGAACCACAUUCUAUCUAGCAUCUGGGUGCCUUAUCUUUAUGUCUCGGGAUUGCAGUGGAUAGAUACCAACUGAACCUCCUUCUUGCAAUUUUUUUUUUUUUUUUACCUCCUAUACUACAGGUUACAAGAAGAAUAUUUUACAUAUAGCAAAGAGAUUU